This is a messenger RNA of Cladophialophora carrionii CBS 160.54, 864 nucleotides long. RefSeq lists its product as uncharacterized. Lineage: Eukaryota; Fungi; Ascomycota; Eurotiomycetes; Chaetothyriales; Herpotrichiellaceae. The transcript has 2 exons. The record is from RefSeq and is a predicted model, not a curated record. The coding region runs from base 1 to 864 and encodes 287 amino acids. Gene Ontology annotation, molecular function: acyltransferase activity, transferring groups other than amino-acyl groups.
AUGCCCGUCCGACUCGCCACGGCAAGGGACAUCCCCAUCAUGGCGUCCGUGCUCGCCGCGGCGUUCGGCCCUGACAAACUAUUCCGCGUGCUCUUCCCUUUCCAGCAGGAGCAUCCUGAGGACUUUGAACGCGCGCUGCGCGAAAGUCUCUGGCUCUCCUGGUACGACUUUCGGAAAGUGCUGAUGGUGUCGUACUCGUCUGAGGACGCUCCAGGCCAGGAGGACGGGAGCGGGACUUUGCUGGCUUCGUCGACGGAGGAGAAGAAGACGCCAUCACCGCCAUUAUUACGCUCGCCGCCCGGUCGGGAGGACCGCGAUGAGACCAUUACGGGCAUGGCGGAGUGGGAACGGGCUGUCCACGGGAGAGCAGGGGCAUGCCACGUGAACGGCUUCCUGGGGUGGUGGGAUCCGCGCCGGCUGAUGAAACCUCUUCUCUCGGUGCUCUAUCGCGUACGGAGGUUUUUCGUCCCCAACAAGGCGGCGAGGAGACCGACAAAGGCAGACCCCCAGGAGCUGACGUACUGGAUGUUGGGACCUAUGAUCUUCCGCUUUGGAAGGCAGUUCAUGGCGGGCGCGCAUCGGGAGAGGCAUUGGUCGCUUGAGAUCCUUGGUGUGGAUCCCCGGUACCAGGGACGGGGGCACGGUCGGGAACUGGUGGAGCAAGGGCUUGAGAUGGCGAGGUUGGACCCUGAGGGAGAUUUGCCCGGUUGUGUGAUGGCCGCGGAUGGGAAGGAGGGAUUCUACCAGAAGUGUGGCUUCAAGGAACUUGUUGGGUAUCUGUGUGACGCGGAGGAUGAUGCUGGCGGUGAGAACCCGUUUCGGAGGAAUGGCGUUGGAGGCGGUGCCGUGUUAUGGACGAGGUAG